UCAGUGUGUGUGUGUGUGUGUGUGUGUGUGUAUUUGGUGAGUGUUGGAUGUCAGAGGCUGGCCCUAUGUCAGCAUUACAAAUGUACGGGGAGUCAAAUCAAGAGGAUAUUGGACGAGCCAACGCUGAGAACAUCAGAGCUGACGUGCAGGUCUCUGAAAAGUUUGGGAAAUCAGCAGUGGAGAUGAGAGAGUGGAUGGAUCCUGAGAUGGGCAUGAUGACCGGAGGCUACCUCUCUGGAGCAGACGCUUACGGCAUUGCAGAACCGCAGUACUAUGAUGUGUUGGUGGAUCCAUUGGGAUAUUCAUACCAGGACCUUGAUCUUCAGGCUUUUCCCUAUAGUCAGCAGCACUACAAUCAAGCUAACAUGCAAGUCUCUGUGUACGGACCACCCGGCUCUCAACCAUGUACCACAGCGUACCCGUAUAGCCCGCAGUAUCCGGAGCCUCCAUGUCAACCAGAUAUGGAGCUGUUGCACGGCCAGACGAGAGGCAGCAUCAGCACAACCCCAGGCAUGAAGAGACCCCGACUGGGGCCUGGAGCUCGGGUGAAGGGUCAGGACGAACUGUGUGUGGUGUGUGGGGACAAAGCUUCAGGGUACCACUAUAAUGCUCUGACCUGUGAAGGCUGCAAAGGCUUUUUUAGGCGCAGCGUCACCAAGAAAGCUGUGUAUCGUUGCAAGAGUGGUGGCAGCUGUGAGAUGGACAUGUACAUGCGUCGCAAGUGUCAAGACUGCCGACUGCGCAAGUGCAGAGCCGUCGGGAUGCUAGCAGAGUGUCUGCUUACUGAGGUGCAAUGUCAGUCAAAGAGGCUAAGAAAGGGGGCCAAGCACCGAGGAGACUCGCUUUCAGUUUCUCCUGCUGAAGAUGAUGAAAGCAAUGAAAGUAGAAACGUGUCCUCUACCAGCAGACUACCUGCACCAGCACGGGUGCCGUCAGGAUUUUCCAGAGAGCAGAAGUGUGUCCUGAACAAAAUUGUAGAAGCUUAUCGUCGGUAUAGAGCUCAAGAUGGCACACGUUUUUGGGUGUCCCACUGGUCCUGUUUACAAGACAAUGCUGAUCGUUUGACAGACUUGACCCCUCUUGAAAUAGAAAGACUUCUGCAGUUCUCAAAGAGCAUACCUGGGUUCGAGCUCUUGGACAGUGCUGAUCAGAACAUUCUUCUCUCCAGCUCAUCUGUGGAGGUCAUGUUCUUGCUCUUGGCUCAACAGUUCACUGAGAAUCCAUCCCUGUACAGCUCAUCUCUGUAUCCUGGCAGUGCGAGUGACUCAAGCUACAGCUGUUUGAAAACCUCACAGUCUAAGGCUAGCAGUCAUGAUAUGCUGCUAAACUCAGGGAUGAGUGAGGAAUUCUUGGGGCCUUUGCUGAAUUUCUUCCACAGUAUGGCAGCUAUCUCAGUGACGGAUACUGAAUACGCUCUUCUCGUUGCUACGUCGGUGUUGUGCUCAGACAGACCGUAUCUGUGUGCCAUGAGCUGCGUAGAGAACCUGCAGGAAUUUGUUCUGGAGCUGCUCUCCAAGGUGUGCAGGAACGGCCAGGUUUCGUCUCAUGGGUCAUGCCGUUUCGCCAGGCUACUCGGUCGGCUAACAGAGCUGAGGACGCUGCAACAUAACAUCACACUCCGGCCGCAGCAGAUCUGGGACAUGCAGCAUUGAGACUCACCGUUCAGGAAGACAGAGUUCCUGUGUUUCUAAACCUUCUGAGUAGGCGUGUUGGUAUAAGCACAGAAAACGUGGCGUUAGUCGGGAUUUUGGCACAAACAACAGGAUGGAUCAGUAUUCUUCCUCUGAUGGGCUUUAUGAAAAUGGAUGUUUCAAAGAAACUUAUUUUUGAUAAUACAGUAGUCAAAUUCAACGUUGUACCUUUGUACAAACUUAUUUUGGCAUGGAGUUUCAUUUAUUUUUCACUAUAUUUGAUUCCUGACAUAAAAUACAAUAGAAAAAUUUACAAAUUUCUAAA
Molecule: messenger RNA, 1956 nt
Organism: Tachysurus vachellii
Lineage: Eukaryota; Metazoa; Chordata; Actinopteri; Siluriformes; Bagridae
Gene: nr1h5
Product: nuclear receptor subfamily 1, group H, member 5
Exons: 11
Coding region: 48-1652 (534 amino acids)
Biological process (GO): cell differentiation; lipid metabolic process; bile acid signaling pathway
Molecular function (GO): zinc ion binding; RNA polymerase II cis-regulatory region sequence-specific DNA binding; nuclear receptor activity
Source: RefSeq, a predicted model, not a curated record